Ruditapes philippinarum (Manila clam) is the source of this 827-nucleotide messenger RNA. RefSeq lists its product as uncharacterized. The transcript has 6 exons. The record is from RefSeq and is a predicted model, not a curated record. NCBI's taxonomy places the organism in Eukaryota, Metazoa, Mollusca, Bivalvia, Venerida, Veneridae. Bases 75 to 812 code for a protein of 245 amino acids.
ACUUUUCUCUGUAAUCACAUGACAUAACAAUCGACAUAACAAUCUAUCAAGGAAGUGAAAUAACAUGUGGAAUUAUGGAAGACACAGACAAUGAUCGGUACGAUUCUGGAGAAUCCGGAGACUAUUCAAGAUUUGGCAUACCGAAUGCCCCCAAAACAACUGUGACAACAGUGUUUGGCAAGGCAAAAACAUGUGCAGGAUUACUACCUAAAGAAAGAUGGUUUCUUGUUCUAAGUUUUAUCAAUAUCCUUGCGGCAGUUGGGCUAACAGGUUACAGACUUGUUGAAGUUGCCCUGGAUGACCCCAAAAAUUCAGAUUUCACUUUUACCAUUUUGAUCAUAGUCAAUGCUUUAUUUGUUGCCUUCUACGUGCUUCAUGGAGUGCUACGAGAGAGAAAGUACGAGCUUUAUGUACAGAUUGCUGCCAUUCUGGUCAUAUUACUGUAUUGUAUUGUGGAAUAUGCCGUAAGGUCACAAAAUAGAACGACAGUUAAAUUGGUUCGACUGAUCAUAGCUUGUGUGUUUGCACCACCAAAUAUCAUUCUGUCUGUACUUGUUGCACGAGAUUUCGGAGAGCUAGAAUUUAGAAUAGCAGGGGCAUCAGCUCAUUUACAGCGAAUCUACAAUGAAGCUGCUCUGUUUUCUUGUUGGUUAAAGUUUGAUUUACAAGUGACAGUGAGUUUGGUGAUAUUAGCAUUACAGAAUGGUACCAAUCUUGAAACCUUGGAGAUUGUUACACUUGCUGUUGGUAUUCCAUACACACUGCUGUGGGACAUAUUUGGAUGGUUUGUGGUAGAUAUCAUAUUUUUGUAACAUUUCUUAAAUUUC